Messenger RNA from Micromonas pusilla CCMP1545, 705 nucleotides. Its product is annotated as H+-or Na+-translocating f-type, v-type and A-type ATPase superfamily. The annotation marks the transcript as partial. The transcript has a single exon. Gene Ontology annotation, cellular component: proton-transporting V-type ATPase complex; vacuolar membrane. The record is from RefSeq and is a predicted model, not a curated record. Lineage: Eukaryota; Viridiplantae; Chlorophyta; Mamiellophyceae; Mamiellales; Mamiellaceae. Gene Ontology annotation, molecular function: proton-transporting ATPase activity, rotational mechanism.
AUGUCCACGACGAACCGCCUGAACGUCGUCCCGACCGUGACCGUCCUCGCGGUCGUCGUGGCUCGGCUCACCGCGGCGCGGCGAGGCCAAAAGCUCCUGAAGCGCAAGUCCGACGCGCUCGCCCUCCGACGCCGACAGAUCCUACGACGCGUCGGAGACGUCCAGCGCGAGAUGGUCGCCGCGACGAGGGACGCGCACUUCGCGCUGACGAGGGCGAAGUACGCCGCGGGGGAGAAGAUCACGUCCGUGAUCCUCGUCGCGACGGACCGAGCGAGCGCGCGCGUGCGCGUUCGCGCGGAGAACAUCGCGGGGGUCGAGGUCCGCGCGUUGGACGAGUUUCACAAAGACGUCCGACGCCGCGGCGGCGCCGAUCUCAUCGGCCUCGAGCGCGGCGGCCUCGAGCUCGCGCGCGCUCGCGUCAAGUUCUCGCGCGCGCUGAGCCUCUCGAUCGAGCUCGCGUCGCUUCGCGCCGCGUUCGCGACGAUCGACGCCGCGAUCGACGCGACGAACCGCAGGGUCAACGCGUUGGAACGUGUCGUCGCGCCGAGGCUUGAGAGCACGGAGGCGUACGUGCGGGGGGAGCUUGACGAGUUGGAGCGCGAGGAGUUUUACCGGCUGAAGAUGGUGAAAGCGAAGAAGAAGAGGGAGGAAGAGCGAGUGGGGGCGGGGCGGAGAGAGAGAGAGCGGCGGCCGCCGGGGGGGGAG